AUGCCUCCCCGGAUACCGCCGUCAGCUGCUUCCAUUACCAUACCCGCCCCCUCCGUGCAUACCCAUUGCAAAUCAUGUCUUCAGCGCGCGUUCUCUUCUACUCCUUCUUCGAAGACCCAACUCAGACGGCACAUGUUUGCCUGGCUGCAAGGGCCCGGUCGGAAUUUCAAGCAACCCUUGAAUGAGUCGACCAACUAUCUCUCCGCCUAUGAUAGGCGAGGGAAUCUACUACGCCAGCGGAACCAAAAACAGGCACCGUCCGUCGAGACGACUUCUGAAGGAGCCGAGACGUUAGAUGCCGAGGCUUUGGAGGCCGCUGCAGAAGAAGAACCAUCCAUUCCCAAGGAAAGCGUGGAUGAUUUGCGACCUUUUCCUCUGAAUAAAAACUUUGUUUCACAGAGUAUAUUGUCAGACGAGCUCCGGGAGGAGAUAUGGAAACGCGUACAAGUCAAUGGGAAGUCAGUGCGGCAGGUCUCGGUCGAGAUGGGCGUGGACAUGCGCAGAGUUGCCGCUGUCGUUCGUCUCGUCGAGGUUGAACGACGAAUGGUCGCAGAGGGUCAAUCACUUGCGAUUCCAUACGCCAAAGCCAUCCAGGGCAUGGUACCAGUGAACAAGUUGAACCCCCGGACCGGGAAGCCAAUGGAGGAGCACGAAUCGAUCAACGAUCUCGAACAACAUCCCAUGACCUAUCCACAGAUCUUCUGGCCGACGUCAGAGUCGCGUGCCUUUAACCGCACGGAUGCCGGGCGCGUCUUCAGCGGCGCUCCUCGCCUUCCCGACGAGUACGAGCAAGGCAUCGGCCCAGACGGUCAACCUAUUCCAGAACCAUGGCAAGAUACCAAACCCGAAAUCAUCGGCAAACCUGGCCACGAGCAUCCCGUCUUGAAGCCGGCUGACGCCCGUAUCCCGCACCCACACUUGAUCGCCUAUGAGAAGGACAAGCUCGACCCGACAAUGUCGCGAACCGAGCUCCGCGUGCGCUACGCCGAGCGGCUCAAGCAGGAAGAUGCCAAGCGCAAGGAAAUCAAGGACCGUCAGGCCCGCGCGGAGGAAAAGAGGAAGACCCGCAUCGACACCGACCGGUGGCAGUUUAUCGUCACAGAGGUCUCGGCCACCAGAACCGGCACCGGCCUGGAUGGCCGCGGCACAAAGGCUCCUGGCCUCAGAUAUGGUGUGCCUAGCCAGGAGAGAAAGAAGGGUCAAGUCAAGAUCCCCACCAGCGUGCAGGUCUAA
This is a messenger RNA of Exophiala dermatitidis NIH/UT8656, 1233 nucleotides long. RefSeq lists its product as uncharacterized. Gene Ontology annotation, biological process: mitochondrial translation. Gene Ontology annotation, cellular component: mitochondrial small ribosomal subunit. The transcript is spliced from 2 exons. Gene Ontology annotation, molecular function: structural constituent of ribosome. The coding region runs from base 1 to 1233 and encodes 410 amino acids. Lineage: Eukaryota; Fungi; Ascomycota; Eurotiomycetes; Chaetothyriales; Herpotrichiellaceae. The record is from RefSeq and is a predicted model, not a curated record.